UCCAGCUGUGUUGACUUCCGCUGUGAGCUGAGAGAUACGUCAGUGUGAUCAGGAACAUACUCAUUCAACGGGAUUAUAAACUUACUGCCGCUUUUAUUCAUACACGGAUUGAUUCCAUCUCUGCAACAAAAACAUUCAGUCUUUCUUUACCCUCCUCCUGCUCCUGUUUACUGGAACGCUCUGCUGUGCUCCUGGAUAGAGAAGCCAUUUUCCAUCAUCUCUUCCAGCAAGAGAAGCAGUGAGCAGUCUUAAAGAGACGACAGUGGACUCAAUGAGGGAGCCAGAGAGGGAGGAGCAGCUUGACCCCAGCAUGCCUCCCAAAUUCAAACGGCAUCUGAAUGAUGAUGAAGUCACCGGCUCUGUUCGCAGUGAGAGGAGAAACCUACUGGAGGAAGACUCUGAUGAAGAGGAAGACUUUUUCCUGAGAGGACCAACAGGACCAAGAUUUGGUGUUCAAAAUGACAAAAUUAGACAAGUGCAGUCUCAGGUUGAUGAAGUCAUUGAUGUCAUGCAGGAGAACAUCUCCAAAGUGAUUGAACGAGGAGAACGUCUGGAAGACCUGCAGGACAAAUCUGAAAGCCUAUCAGACAAUGCGUCGGCAUUCAGUAGUAGAGCCAAGCAGAUCCACAGAAGGAUGUGGUGGAGAGACAAGAAGAUGAAAAUGAUUGUGGCUCUCGUGGUGGUCGUCCUCCUACUUAUCAUAAUCAGUGAGUACACACAUCCAUACACACACACACACACACACAGACACAUUUUUGCAUGCAUGCUUGUACAAGAAAAUAACCUUAUAAAAUGGGAAAUUUAGAAAUGUCAGUAGACAGGUCAAACUUUUAUCUACGUUAGUAAAUGUGCAACUCACACAAAACAGAUACUUGAAUACACCUUUUAUGAUGAACGUUUUCCAUUUCUAAGUUCAGAGUCAUUUUUAUAUUUCUUUUUCUGGGGAUUAAAGUAAAAAA
Messenger RNA from Xyrauchen texanus (razorback sucker), 959 nucleotides. Its product is annotated as vesicle-associated membrane protein 4-like. The transcript is spliced from 8 exons. The record is from RefSeq and is a predicted model, not a curated record. Gene Ontology annotation, cellular component: membrane. The coding region runs from base 272 to 805 and encodes 177 amino acids. Lineage: Eukaryota; Metazoa; Chordata; Actinopteri; Cypriniformes; Catostomidae. Gene Ontology annotation, biological process: vesicle-mediated transport; Golgi ribbon formation.